This is a messenger RNA of Pyrus x bretschneideri (Chinese white pear), 1734 nucleotides long. RefSeq names its product beta-glucosidase 24-like. Lineage: Eukaryota; Viridiplantae; Streptophyta; Magnoliopsida; Rosales; Rosaceae. Bases 1 to 1131 code for a protein of 376 amino acids. Gene Ontology annotation, biological process: carbohydrate metabolic process. The record is from RefSeq and is a predicted model, not a curated record. Gene Ontology annotation, molecular function: beta-glucosidase activity. The transcript is spliced from 9 exons.
AUGUUACCAUAUAUUUCUGUUCCACAAUAUUCGGAAAAACCGAUGCUGCAACUCCGCGGAAACACGAUGGAGGACGCAAUUGAUGCUGGCAGAGAAAAGGGAGAUUCCGAUGGAGAAAGGGGUAGUGUGGUUGUAACUGCUGUUGUCUCUGCUUCCUUUGACACUAUAAAGGAGAGCACAAGUGACUUGCAUUUGAACCAGAAGAAAAUGGAAGCAUCACCUUGUUCAGUCAUUUCUUCCGUGGCCAUCUGUGUCAUGGUUUUGGUAGCUGCUGCUGCAUCAUCUGCCUUGGCUCAAGUUGAGGUGAAUCAAAGCAGUAUUGCACUCACUUUCGAACUAAACAUCACCCGAGAUGAUUUUCCAAGUGAUUUUUACAUUGGUGUCGGCACUGCAGCUACACAGACGGAAGGGGCAGCCGAAGAAGAAGGGAGAGGACCGAGUGUGUGGGAUCACCGUGCCAAAAUGCUCCCAGGUAGCAUUCCGAACAGUGACAAAUUCCCCUUUGCAAUUGAUGGAUACAAAAGAUGCAAGGAGGAUAUUAAGAUCAUCAAGGAUCUCGGAGUAAAUGCCUACAGAUUCUCCAUCUCGUGGAGUAGGAUUUUACCACAGGGGAGCCUAAGCGGCGGUAUUAAUCAACGGGGUGUGGAUCACUAUAACAGUCUAAUCAAUGAAUUAAAACGAAAUGGCAUCGAGCCUUUUGUCACGAUCUAUCACUUCGACAUGCCACAAGCGCUGCAAGUAAAAUAUGGGGGCUAUUUGAAUCGCAAGUUCGUGCAAGACUUCCAAGACUACAGUGACCUUUGCUUCAAGUUAUUUGGAGACAGAGUCAAACACUGGUUCACCAUUAAUGAGCCGAGUUCUCUUGCAGUGUAUGGCUAUGAGAUAGGGAUUGCCCCACCAGGAAGGUGUUCCCUUCCAGAAGGACAAUGUGGGUUGGGAGCUCCACCUCCAGGAACAUGUAUUGUGCCUGCCGGUCCCUGCUUUGGUGGUAACUCAUCAACGGAACCUUACAUUGCCGCCCAUAACCUUAUCCUUGCUCACGCCGCAGUGGCAAAACUAUAUAGGGAGAAAUACCAGGUCAAAUUUAAAGGCUUGAAAGAAAUCACAUUCAUCUUUAUUCAAACUUAUUAAAUGAAUCUUGUCAAAGCUUUCUUUGAAUGUCAUCUUCCAGGAAGAGCAAAAAGGAGAAGUUGGAAUCGUCCUUGCUGCAACUUAUUUUGCGCCAUCUUCCAAAUCACAGGAAGAUAAAGCUGCAGCAAAGCGACUCUUUGAUUUCACCCUAGGAUGGUCAGAAUAACCCCUCAAGAUCACCUUAAGAUGUCCAUUAAUCUCAUUAGCAAUUAAUAUUAGCUUCUUUAAUUUUCAUUAGGUUUAUGGAACCCUUGGUGUUCGGAAACUAUCCACGAAGCAUGAGAGAUCUGGUGAAGGAAAGGUUGCCCACCUUUUCUGCCGAAGAGAAAUCUCUACUCAACGGGAGUUUAGGUAAUUUUGUUGGGAUAAACUAUUACUCAUCAGCUGGUGCAAAACACAGGCCUGCUCCUCCCACAGAGCAGUUGCGGUAUUCAUUCGAUUCAUGGGCCGAAGCAACAGGUAAAAUAUUGUACCUGCCAUAGCCAUAAUGAAAGAAAAUAAAAUCAAGCAUAGGUUCUAAUGCUGUCUCUUGAUUAUGUCUUGGUUAUUGCAGCGAUCCCAGACGUUUCUGGUGUGGUAAGAAAAUUUCUAAACUUUUACUUU